UUUACUUCUGGCGGAACACUAGCUUGAAUUAGCAAAAAGCUAACUACACCGCAGUCCUCCCUGUGAUCGAGCUGCACUGCUGUUAAAACUAAGUCGUCUGUUUAAAAGUGUCGACAUUCGUCUUGCUGGUGAAGAGUCUGUCUUUCAAACAGGUUGACUCUCCCGGUCGGCUUGAUCACUCUGUGUGUCACCUUGGCUGUGGUCCUCAGUUUCUCUUGUGUGUGGAUGAUACCGGCUCUGAGCCAGUCCUCUGUAGAUGAAGAUGUCCCUGGCCCAGCGAGUGCUCCUCUCCUGGAUCUUCGCACUGAUUUUCCUCAUCAUGCUGGUCCUCAAGCUGGACUCUAAGAUCCACUGGAACUGGUUUCUCAUUUUCCUCCCUGUCUGGACCUUUGACACCAUCCUCAUCCUCAUGCUGAUAGUGAAGAUGGCGGGGCGGUGCAAGCCGGACUUUGACCCCAGGGAUGGCGAGCAGAGCCUUAAGAGGAGGUUGUGGUACAUGACAGCCCUGCUGCUGAAGCUGGCCUUCUGUCUGACACUGUGCUCCCACCUGGAGAAGCUCUUUGAAAUGUGGGUCAGUGUGGUGUGUGUCCCCCUGUGGGUGCUGCUGGGUGGGGCGCUAGUGGAGCUGGGACACAGUGUUUUCCACUACAGGAGGGACUGAACCCAGGGACGGUGCAAUACAUGGUUUUGAAAUGUUAUAUAGGGGACAAGUACAUUUUACACUCGAGCACCUCUCGCUUGGUAUGCACCAAUCUGUUCCAUUGGAACCAGGGCUGAUGCUGACCUAAUUAAGUGGCUGUGGUUUCUUUGUCAAUGUCAUAAAAGUCACUGUUUCUGCUAUAAAUUACAUUUAAGUUACAGCAGGUUGAGGGCUCAAUGAGUUCUGCAGUGUGGUUUACAGGUUUUAAAUAUGGGGGUAAAGAGCACUAAUAUCAGAGUGAAAUCUGUACCUGGAAAGUUGGAGAUGUCAUUCUGCAGUACCAUUGGAUCUUCGUUCAAAAGGGAGAGUUUACGUACGCACGGUUUGGCAUCACUGAAUAAAUCCAGCCUUCACAUUGUUUUGACAUUCAUGUUACUGCCUACUGGUGCGUCUUUAGGCUGCAUGAAUUAAUGACAUGGUGAACUGGGCUAGAGGGUAAAAAGACUUUCACUGUGUAUAAGCUGGAUCUAUCAGGUGAGACUGGGUUUAACAAAUGGAGCUAAGCAACUGAGGGCCACAUGAUCUGUCAUUGUGAUCCAAAAUCAGUCUCUUUCUGCACUACACGUUGGUCUCCACUUCACCCAUAUGUACUAUAGUAAUGUCUAAUGUGGGAUCCUUGUGACACUGAAACUAUCCAGUAUUCACUUGCAUGCACUGUGUGCCACAUUCCACCGGUUUGUGAGAUCGCUGUAUCACUACUAGAGCAUUUCCUCACAGCUUGCAUAUGUGAUGGUACACACAUGAUGUGUUACAACUAUUUGUUCAUAACCAUCCCAGGAUGUCCUUCUGCUACUGAAACAAUUUUUUAUGUCCUGGGGAUAAAUUUUUAUGUGUGAUCAGAAAACAUAAAAUCAGCCAGAUGAAAGUCCCUGUUACAGAAAUCAACA
This is a messenger RNA of Micropterus salmoides (largemouth bass), 1587 nucleotides long. Its product is annotated as transmembrane protein 60-like. The transcript is spliced from 2 exons. Bases 257 to 661 code for a protein of 134 amino acids. Lineage: Eukaryota; Metazoa; Chordata; Actinopteri; Centrarchiformes; Centrarchidae. The record is from RefSeq and is a predicted model, not a curated record.